AUGGGUCCAAGCACGAUCUAUAUCGUCAUCCGCGCAACGAACCGUGAACUUCAAGCCGAAACACCUCUCCAAGAUGUACCUUUCAGCACCACGAGAGAUGAAGACGAUUUUGUGCUGGCAACACGUGAUGCGAGCCGAGGUGAUGCUUACAUAACCACAAUCACCUCAUGCCAAGUCUUUCUGGGGAACGAGGAAAAGAACCAGAUCAAGAACCUUGUUGUAAAUGACGAUGGCCCGCCGUCGAAUCAGUCGUCACCGUACGUUCAUUCUCUGAUUGAUACUCUCCAAAAAGCCGGACACACCGUCUCGGUGGUUCUGCCCCAUGUACAGAGGUCGUGGAUCGGCAAGGCCCACAUUGUCGGCCAGACUCUGACGCCCACGUAUUUCCGGCCCGGGACUCUACACAAAGACGACGGCGUCACUUCAGAUCGACCGUUCAAUGACGGCGGCGAGGAGUGGAUCCUGAUAGACGGAACCCCGGCGAGCUGUGUUCAGAUUGGUCUGCAUCAUUUCUUCAAGGACAGAGGCCCCGUCGACCUCGUGGUCAGUGGGCCAAACUAUGGGCGCAACACCACCGCCGUGUUCGCCCUGUCCAGCGGGACGAUCGGCGGCGCGUUGGAAGGCGCAAUGAGCGGGAUGAAGAGCAUCGCGCUGUCUUAUGCCUUCGACUCGAGGGAGCACGACCCCGAAGUCAUCCGCACCGCCUCGAAGCUGAGCGCGCGGCUCAUGGAGAAGUUGCUGAACGAGUGGCCCGACGACGUGCAUCUCUACAGCAUCAAUGUCCCGCUGCGCAAAGACGUCGAGCAGAAAAAGAUCGUGUACACCGAGAUGCUGCAAAACCGGUGGCACAACGGAAGCUCCUUUGAAGAAUUGCCGCCCGAGGAGGAUGACCGCGACCCGAACACCGAGGAGCAAAUCAUACGGGAGGGGGGAGAAGGCCACACGCAGGUUCCGCGAAGACUCCAUCGCAAGUUCAAAUGGGCCCCCAACUUCCAGGACGUGCGAAAGGCUGUCACAGACGCUCAGAAGGGAGACGGCUGGGAGGUGCUGCAGGGCAAUAUAACUGUCACGCCGCUGGUGGCCAACUUUUGGCACUUGCCUCACUACACUGGCGAAAUCAAGCUGGAGCAUAAUAAAUCGGAUUUGACACGCGAGUCCUCCUCCAAUACUAUUUACGCGGUGGUUGACUACCCGGAUCCGUACGUGCAGCCGUUGAUCCUGCAAGGUCUUCGCUCUUUAGAGGACUUCUCAAUACAGCAGAUUUCCGCAGUGAGCGAAUUGCAGCGUGCCACGAUACCCGUGUUACAAUUCACCGCGUACGAGUCUCUAGAUUUUGAGCAUGCGAUGCAACACUCAAAAACCUCGCAGGUUUGUGCAUAUGUUAUCAGGAAGGCCCUCAUUCGCAAGCAUUAUCUUUCGAAUACAGUAUCCACCUGGCUGGUCAAGCACCCGGACAGUGUAUUGGCCAAGCAUUUCCGCCCUUGUGUUCAUUUUGAGCUUGAUUAUGCAGAGUUCCUGGAUGAGGCCUUGGUGGACGCCUGGGACUUGAACGAAAGCAUGGCCGAGAACGAGCGUAAAGAAUCCACAGGGUCAAAGAACUGGUGGAUCUUGAAGCCUGGCAUGAGCGAUGGAGGAAAUGGCAUCAGACUAUUUUCCAGCUUCGACGAACUCCAGGCCAUUUUUGAAGACUGGGAGGGGUCGGACUCUGAGGGCGACGAGGAAGAUGAAACCGAUCACAGGAAGGACGAAGAUACCACGGAAAACCCAGAAGACGCCUCGAACCAGGAUCACGCCAUGACCUCCCAGCUCAGGCACUUUAUAGCUCAACCCUACAUCGACCCACCUCUUCUGCUGGAGGCGUACGGUAAUCGGAAAUUCCAUAUUCGUGCAUAUGUACUUGCUGCUGGAGCGCUCAGGGUCUUUGUUUAUCGAGAAAUGCUGGCUUUGUUCGCAGCCAAGCAAUAUCAAUCCCCGGGUCACAGCGGAGAUGAAGAGAUACUGGACCUUGCACAACACCUGACAAAUACCUGCUUCCAGGACGAAGAGACCAAGAGCUCCUCUGUCCACCAGUUCUGGCGCCUCGAAUCAACCCACUUGCGAGCUGAUUGGAAAGAAAUGGUAUUCCAGCAGAUUUGCGACGUCACGGGCGAAGUCUUUGAGGCAGCUGCCCGAGAGCAGAUGGUGCAUUUCCAAGCAUUGCCAAACGCUUUUGAAAUCUUUGGCGUUGAUUUCCUGGUCGACCAAAAUGCGAACGUUUGGCUUCUCGAAUUGAAUGCCUACCCCGACUUUAAGCAAACAGGGUCAGACCUGCAAGAUGCUGUUGUUGGUGGUCUUUUCCGCGAGGUCGCUCGUGCAGCCAUAGGACCCUUUUUUGGGGCAGCCUACCAUGGAAGCUCCCAAAUGCCUUUAGUCCGAGCUCUAAGUUUGGGGCGUGACUGA
Exophiala spinifera is the source of this 2439-nucleotide messenger RNA. Its product is annotated as 5'/3'-nucleotidase SurE. Gene Ontology annotation, cellular component: P-body. NCBI's taxonomy places the organism in Eukaryota, Fungi, Ascomycota, Eurotiomycetes, Chaetothyriales, Herpotrichiellaceae. Gene Ontology annotation, biological process: protein modification process. The record is from RefSeq and is a predicted model, not a curated record. Gene Ontology annotation, molecular function: hydrolase activity. The transcript has 4 exons. The coding region runs from base 1 to 2439 and encodes 812 amino acids.